AGCUGCCUGUGUGGUGUCUGUCUGUCUGUUCGGUCGUUCUUCCCAGUCAUCAUCACGCCGCCGCCCGAUAUUUACUUGGGUUUAAUUUUCCUUAUUUAUAUAAAAAGUUUUUAAAUACUCAGCCAUGCCGGGGGGAGGUGCCUUAUUUGGUAAUUCGAGCUCGCGCUCUCAAAAUAAGAAUUUGGUGGAAUUUAAAGCUGGCAAAAUGACUAUGAAAGGCAAGAUUGUCCACCCGGACAAAAGGAAGGGUUUAUUGUACGUUUAUCAGUCUGAGGAGUCCCUCAUGCAUUUCUGCUGGAAAGAUCGUCAAACAGGAACGAUUGAAGAUGAUCUCAUCAUUUUCCCUGAUGAUUGCGAGUUCAAACGUGUUAAUCAGUGCACUACUGGUCGUGUUUACGUCUUAAAGUUCAAGUCGUCCAACAAGAAAUUCUUCUUCUGGGUUCAGGAGCCGAAGACUGACAAGGAUGAUGAAAAUUGCCGAAGGCUGAACGAAAUUCUGAACAACCCUCCCACGAAUCGUAGUGGUGGUGGCACUCCAGAUAGUGACAUUCAGAUUCAGAACCUUCUGAGCAACAUGUCUCAACAGCAGCUUGUUCAAUUGUUUGGGGGAGGUGGUCUCUCCAGUCUUUUGGGCACCAUGAAUGCCCCACGAUCCUCAGGCUCGGGAAACAAGAGCAGCAGCAGUGGCGGUGGUGGUGGAAGUGGAAGCAGUGGAUCAUCGAGCACUCCAGCCACAGCCUCCAGUGAUUCUGCACCAAGUGCUUCAACUGCUACUGCAAGUGCUACAAGUGGAUCUGGCAGCACUUCUACUCCCACUUCAUCCCGGACCAGCUCCAAGCCUCUAUCAACUAAAGGGAAUACAGCCGAGCAGAGUGCUCAAAACCCCAUUCAGUUGAACGACUUGCGUAACUUCUUGUCAACUCUGGGUUCAUUACCCGACGGUGAUCAGCGUCAGUCUGUGGAUCUAGCAGCUGGACUAAAUACUGAAAGUAUUCAGCCUUUACUGAGCAACCCUGCCGUUGUCAGAGAGCUGCAGCAACACCUGCCAUCACCCAUUGAAGAUUCUGGUGACCCACAAGAACGCCUGAGGUUGACUUUAACAUCUCCUCAGUUCCAGCAGGCACUGAGCAGCUUCUCAGAUGCUCUCCAGUCUGGCCAAAUAGGCCAUGUCAUCAAUCAAUUUGAUGUCGAUGGAGAUGCUGUGUCAGCUGCUAACCGAGGCAACAUGGAAGACUUUGUCCGAGCCCUGCAAAGAACAAGUAUUACGGGUUCCCCAAGCACCCCAUCUGCUGGUGGUACUACUGGUCCAACUGAAGCCAGUCCCGGUGAAGUGACACAACCAGAAAAGAAGAAGAAGAUGGACAAUACCAAAACACCUGACAAGAAGAAGGAUGAUGAUGAUGAAGGAAUGUCAAUGGAUUAAAAUUGAUCAUCAUGUUGCAUUUAUUCUUGGGUUUAUCUUUUCCACUGUAAUGUAUACUAAACCUUACUUGUUUCUUGGGUAUUAAAAUAAUUACUUCAUUUGCAUCUUACAAAUACCAGAAUAGGUAGCCAGAAUAGAGACUGAAUGGAAUGGACUGAAUUUGUCAGCUGAUGUGACAUAGCCAAGGUGGGGUUUAUUUUGUGUGAAGAAAAUAAAGUGUCCUUUUUUUAGCGUUUAUAAUGCUGGUAUGUAGAAUUGUAUUUUCUAAAUAAAUGGAGCAGGCAAUUCUUUA
This is a messenger RNA of Thrips palmi, 1715 nucleotides long. It is a transcript of the gene Rpn13, whose product is annotated as proteasomal ubiquitin receptor ADRM1 homolog. Gene Ontology annotation, biological process: ubiquitin-dependent protein catabolic process. Gene Ontology annotation, molecular function: ubiquitin binding; proteasome binding; endopeptidase activator activity. Bases 125 to 1423 code for a protein of 432 amino acids. NCBI's taxonomy places the organism in Eukaryota, Metazoa, Arthropoda, Insecta, Thysanoptera, Thripidae. The transcript has 8 exons. Gene Ontology annotation, cellular component: cytoplasm; proteasome regulatory particle, lid subcomplex; nucleus. The record is from RefSeq and is a predicted model, not a curated record.